AUGGAUGAUGGAUUUGCAGUUUGCGGCGUGGAGUCUCGGAAGAAGGGGCACCACCACCACGUGAAGCCAGCGUACAGCGGGCCCAGCCUCUACUCGUUCGGCGACUCGUUCGCCGACAACGGCAACCUCCAGAAGACGGAGCCGAUCUCCGAGCUCUCCCGCCAGUGGUACUUCCCCUACAACGCCACCGGCCGCUUCUCCAACCUCAUGGUCCAGUCCGACUUCAUCGCGAACAUGCUGGGGCAGACGGAGGCGCCGCCGGCGCGGAAGCUGCUGGUGAGCAACCCGAGCCCGGGGGGGAUGACGUUCGCCGUGGGCGGCGCCGGCGUGUUCCCCGUGGAGCAAGGCGUGUCCUCCCUGGGCGAGCAGGUGGACUCCUUCGCCGUCCUCGUCGAGGACGGCACCAUCCCGGAGUCCCACCUCCGCAACUCCGUCGCCCUCAUCGCCCUCUCCGGCCUCGACUACAACCGCGUCCGCGCCGACAGCACCAACUCCUUCGCCGACAUUACGGCGUUUAUUGCCAACGUGACGAGCGAGAUCGCGGCGAGCGUGCAGCGGCUGCAGGAAAUGGGGGUGAAGAAGGUGCUGGUCAACAACCUGCACUCGCUGGGCUGCACGCCGGCGGGGGCCCGGCCCAGGAAGUACAAGGCCUGCGACGAGCAGGGCAACGUCGGCUCCGACAUGCACAACCACUACCUCGCCGAAAGCCUCGCCGGCAUCGACGACGUGCUCAUCCUCGACGUCGGCGCCGCAUUCUCCAGCAUCGUCAGCCACCACGGCGACGGCAGGGGAGGGAAAGUGGCGACGCAGUUCAAGCACAAGCUGGCGCCGUGCUGCGAGAGCGUGAGCAGCAAGGGCUACUGCGGGGAGGUCGGGCCGGCGUCGGAUUACGAUCAGACGGCCACCAAGCUCUACACGCUGUGCGACCAGCCGGAGCGAUACUUCUUCUGGGACGACGCCAACCCGUCGCAGGCCGGCUGGGAGGCCGUCAUGGGCCAGCUCCAGGGGCCCAUCAAGGAAUUCCUCAAGCUCUAGGGACAGAAACUAGAUCCGAGAAUUUCUCGGUUUGGAUUUAUUUUUUGGGGUUUCAUCGAGUCAUGCAUGUCUGUCUCCUAGGAUUGGAUUGGAUUUCGAGCUUGUGUUUUGAUGGUCGAA
Messenger RNA from Brachypodium distachyon (stiff brome), 1155 nucleotides. Its product is annotated as GDSL esterase/lipase At5g03610. The coding region runs from base 1 to 1035 and encodes 344 amino acids. The transcript has 4 exons. The record is from RefSeq and is a predicted model, not a curated record. Lineage: Eukaryota; Viridiplantae; Streptophyta; Magnoliopsida; Poales; Poaceae. Gene Ontology annotation, molecular function: hydrolase activity, acting on ester bonds.